Molecule: messenger RNA, 2031 nt
Organism: Ectocarpus siliculosus
Lineage: Eukaryota; Phaeophyceae; Ectocarpales; Ectocarpaceae
Source: the annotation of a GenBank genome assembly
AUGCUGGCGAAGGACGACACCCUCGUGGACGGGUUCAACACCGUCCGCUUCGAGAUCAGGUACCUGCGGGACCCGAGGGUCCUCGUGGCCGAGUGCUUCGCCUUCGUGUGGGACGUCAACACGCCCAUGAUCGUGGUCGACAUCGACGGCACCAUCACCAGAAGCGACGUCUCGGGGUUGAUGAUGACGCUCAGCCCGGGCCUAGUUACCAACCACACCCACGAGGGCAUCUGCUCGCUGCUGGCCCGCAUGGUCGACGAAGCGGGGGCCCAGGUGGUGUACCUUACGUCCCGGCCCAUCUCUCUUGCGGCCAAGACCCGCACCUUCCUUGCCUCGACGGAGCAAGAGGGGAAGAGGCUACCCCUGGGCCCUCUACAGUGUUGCUUGGAGAAAGUCAGCGGCGUUUUGUGGCGUGAGCUCGUGUCGAAGAACAUGCACGACUACAAGAUCACGGCGCUGCUGGACCUAGCACGGCCGUUCCGAGAGGCCGGUCGCACCUUCGGGGAGGCCGUUUUUGCGGCGGGGAUAGGGAACAGGGUCCACGACGCCGUGGCCUACAGAGCCGCGGGCAUCCCGAAGGACUUCAUCUUCCUCAUCGACACCGAGUCUAACCUGCGGGUGUGGGAUGGCGACACGUCGAAGAUGGGCGGCAGCAGAGCCAACAGCCCGAUCAGCCCGAAGAAGAAAAAGAAGUUGCCGGACAAGCAGGAGCAGCAGGAGGAGGAGGGGGAGGGAAAGAGCCCAAAGACCAACACGCCGACCGACUCGAGGAGAAAGAGGCAUACCGCGGCGGCUCUCAAGGAGGCCGCUAGCAGGCAGCAGUUCGGAGAGGACGAAGAGGAUUCCGACGAUGAGGGCUAUGAUGACGAUGAAGGGACGGCCGCUGGCGGGGACGGGGGGAGGCACGCGGAUGGGAGCGCGGUGCAGGAGCAACGAUUGCCAACCAUGGCGGAGGAUUCAUCGUGGGCGGGAACAGAUCCCCAACCAUGGUCCUCAUCGUCCGGAGGCGACAGUGGGGGCGACGGGGAAUCGCGGGGAGAGGGGCCCGGGGGCGUCAACGAUACGGGGGAAGAGACGCAGGCAAUGACGGGAGAGAGAAAAGGCGGUGAGGAGGAGGUGAAAGCAGAAGGCAAGGCAGCAGCAGCAGCAGAAGCUAAGGAAGGCAACCUCGACGGUCCGCCGCAACAUCAAGAACCAGCCGCGGGGGCGGCGGCAGGAUCGUCGUUGUCGCUGCCCCCCGCUUCCUCCGCCCCGGUAGACUACCAGUCGUACGGAGACGCCAGGUUCUUCGACCGGCUGAGGGCCAGCCUCGACCACGCCGCCUGGGAGGCGCAGAAGGCGGUCGAGGCCGCGGCGCACGCGACGCACGCGGGCGUCCAGGCAGGGGUGCACGCCGCGGGCAGCGCGCUGUCGUCGGGCAGGAGGGUCGGGGUGGAGGGGGGGGAGGACGGAGAGGGAGCGGCGGACCGCCUGGCGGAGAGGGUGCAGGAGAUGUCCCAUCGGGAUUUACCGGAGUAGGCCAACCAAGCCGAGGUCGGCGGCGGUGACGAUAGGAGGCACACACGCGGCGGCCGAUGUUUUCGGAGUAAAAACUGUUGUACGGAGCUUUGAUAUGGAAUGUGGAGGUGUGCAAGCGUUAGAAACGGGCGGACAGGGGCGUGCGGUUGAGGUGACUCGAUUUGAGGAACACCAAAAAGGCGGGUCGUACGCUGUGUUGCUCGGAGGGGCACUGUCAUUGCAACCGCCUCGAGAAAACGUGGCGGCGGCUCAGUGAUUUGUUAAGCGAUCGGAUUAGCAAAAGGAAGCGGUGCGGGCCUGUGUCUGGCCGGUCGAAAAACGUGACGUAGGUAUUUGAUGUUUUAAAGGGACUUCACAAAAGUUGCGCUUCAUGCCAAAAGUCUGUCGCUGUGGUGUGCUUGUUGUACUGUAUACGAUAUUAGACUCGCGGUGUUGUAGCCCCGCCUUGUUGGAUAUUUUCUCUUUGCUUGCUGCAGUUGCGAACCGUGCUAUGACACUAUUGUAAAACCCGGU